Molecule: messenger RNA, 852 nt
Organism: Penicillium taxi
Lineage: Eukaryota; Fungi; Ascomycota; Eurotiomycetes; Eurotiales; Aspergillaceae
Product: 25S rRNA (adenine2142-N1)-methyltransferase
Exons: 1
Coding region: 1-852 (283 amino acids)
Cellular component (GO): nucleolus
Molecular function (GO): rRNA (adenine) methyltransferase activity
Source: RefSeq, a predicted model, not a curated record
AUGGCACCCAAACGAUCUAAACGGCCGGGUCUACUUUCCAAGGGUCGACCGCCUACUGCCAACUCCACCAAACAUGCAGCUCUUUCUUCCAAAGCUACACGUACACUUAUCCGCUCACACCACCAGCUCCUUAAGGCACGGACUCAGGCUUCACAGGCAGGUGACAAAGCCCGAGUGUGCAGCAUUGAUGCCCAAAUUCAAGCCAAUGGCGGAUUGGAAAGUUAUCAGAUCGCCAGCAAACUAGGCCAAUCGCUAGACCGUGGUGGUGAUUCCAGCAAAAAUCUUAUUGAUUGGAUCAAGCCGCAGCUUAGCCAGUGGAAGGCAUCUCUUCCGAAGCUGCGAGUUCUCGAGGUUGGAGCACUCAGCACAAAGAAUGCCUGCUCCCGAACCCCAGCCUUGGACGUUACGCGGAUCGAUUUGAAUUCUCAGGAACCAGGGAUUCUGCAGCAAGAUUUCAUGGAAAGACCAUUGCCAGCUUCUGAGGAUGAACGUUUCAAUCUAAUCAGUCUAUCCUUGGUGCUGAACUAUGUGCCGGACGCCACAGGCCGGGGCGAUAUGUUAAAGCGCUGUGUCCAAUUCUUAACAUCUGAAUCUUCAAUUCAAUUCACUCCUACUCUAUUUCUCGUCCUGCCUUUGCCAUGUGUCAAUAACUCGCGCUAUUUGACAGAAGAAAGGCUACUUGAAAUCAUGGCUAGCCUGGGUUUCCGUCUUGUGGAAAGCCGGAAAACCAACAAAUUGAUAUAUCAACUGUGGAACCAUACGGGCGUUUCCGAGCCCAGAUCUUUUAAGAAAGAGAUGCUCAACCCCGGGCAUACAAGGAACAACUUUGCUGUCAUUCUGCGUGGUAGCUGA